Messenger RNA from Musca domestica (house fly), 1625 nucleotides. RefSeq lists its product as uncharacterized. The transcript is spliced from 10 exons. The record is from RefSeq and is a predicted model, not a curated record. The coding region runs from base 84 to 1595 and encodes 503 amino acids. Lineage: Eukaryota; Metazoa; Arthropoda; Insecta; Diptera; Muscidae.
UUCUAACAGUUUUGUAACACGCUUCGAAUUGUGCGGAUUGUCAGGCAACAAAAACAAACACCAACCAAAAUAAAAUAGCAACAAUGUAUUUUAAAAACUUUUUUGUAAACAUUUUUAUUUUAUUCGGCUUGGUGAUAGCGUGGAGUACUGUGGCGAACGGUGCCUUUCCGGAUGAUCCAAAGCCCUGCAAAUAUGGCGAUGAACAAUGUAUUGGAAAAGUUAUUGGACUUAUUGCAAGGGAGAAAUAUGGUGGUGAUGACAGCCUGAAUUUAAGUGCCAUGGAUCCCAUACCUGUCAAAAAGUUCCACAUCAAACAGGGUAGUGAUAGUCCAGUCAACAUUGAUUUGUUAUUUACCAACAACGUGGGGAUUGGACUUAAAACGGCAACAUUGUUAAAAACGAAAGGCUUCGGCAAAGAUUUGGCAACAAAACAUGAAGUUAUAUUCAAAACUGAUAAACUGGCCUUAGUGGGAGACUAUAAGAUAUCCGGCAAGGUGUUGGUACUUCCCAUACACGGUUCGGGUAAAAGCAAUGUAACACUGGUCGAACCCAAAAUAACUAUCAGUUGGAUGGGCACACCAAAUGUAAAGGAUGGUGGUGCUACCCACAUGAAAUUGGAUAAAUUCACCGUUGAUUUGGAACCAAAGAAUGUCAUUUUCAAUUUUGAGAAUCUAUUCAACGAUAAGUUUCUCAGCGAUAAUAUGAAUAAAUUCUUAACUGACAGUUGGAAGGAAACCUAUCCCGAAAUCCAUACCGCAUUGACAAAGGGCUUGGCUCCGAUUGCCCGCAAUGUUAUUCAGGGUGUUUUUGAUAAACAUCCCUAUGAGAAAUUGUUUUUAGAAUCAUCGCGCAGUAAAAUGCCAAUCAAAGUGGUUAUAUUAUUAGUUGCAGUGGCGAUUGGUGGCGUAAUUGGUGAUUUUCCUGAUGAUCCGAAACCCUGCAAACAUGGCGAUGUUGAGUGUAUUGGAAAGCUAUUUAACUACUUUAUGAUUGAAAAACACAGUGGCGAUACAAAUUACGAUUUAAAGUCUAUCGAUCCUCUCUUUCUCGAAACAUUGGUAGUGGCGCGAGGUGCCGAAAGUCCAGUUAAUAUUAGAUGCUCAAUGAAUGGUUCUGAGGUCCUGGGGAUAAAAACUUUAAGAUUUGAGAAAAAGAAGGGCUUUGGCAAGGAGAUUGCCGGUAAACAUGAAAUUUCAGGCCAAGCCCAGUAUCUGUCACUGGUCGGCGACUAUGUCAUAACGGGUAGUGUUUUGAUUUUACCCAUAAAAGGCGAGGGUAAAGCAAAUAUUACCAUGCACGAACCCAAAUAUCGCAUUGGCUGGACCGGAUCACCAUAUGAAAAAGACGGAGCCACUUAUAUGAGAGUCAAAAAUUUCUAUAUCGAUUUGUAUCCCAAGAGUAUUACGUUCAAUUUCGAAAACCUCUACAACAACAAGGAAUUAAGCGAUAACAUGAACAAAUUCUUGACCAAGAACUGGAGCGAAAUCUAUCCGGAGCUAGCCGAACCUCUGACACGUGGUGUCAGUUUUGUUGCCAACCAAGUUGUCGAUCGUUUCUUUGCCAAAUAUCCGUAUGAGAAAUAUUUUACAAAUUAAAUUGUAAAUGAAUUUUAUGAAAUUAAAUGA